Molecule: messenger RNA, 1494 nt
Organism: Tarenaya hassleriana
Lineage: Eukaryota; Viridiplantae; Streptophyta; Magnoliopsida; Brassicales; Cleomaceae
Product: pentatricopeptide repeat-containing protein At1g12300, mitochondrial-like
Exons: 2
Coding region: 1-1494 (497 amino acids)
Molecular function (GO): protein binding
Source: RefSeq, a predicted model, not a curated record
AUGGUUCGGAGAGUGGCUGUCGUUGCAUUUUCUUCUUCUGCAUCAUGUUUCAUUCGUACUCCUCUCUCUCACAGAGGUAUUCCCGACACAGUCUUACGUUGUUCCUCUGCUUUAUGUUGUCGGAGGUUGGCUUAUUCUGGUGUUGGAGACAGCGAUAUGUCGUUCAGAGAGAGACUGAAAUGUGGGUUUGCUGAUAGUACUGUCGAUGAAGCUGUUGCUUUGUUCCAGCAGAUGGUUCAGUCUCGCCCCCUCCCUUCAAUUAUCGAUUUCAGUAUGUUAUUGAGUGCCAUAGUCAAGAUGAAACGAUAUGAUGUUGUGAUUUCGCUUUGUCAUCAAAUGGAAUUGCUCGGGAUUUCACAUAAUCUCUACACUUUGAACAUUCUGAUCAACUGUUUCAUUCGCUCACAUCAAGCAGUCUUAGGAUUUUCGGUUUUGGGUAAGAUCAUGAAGUUGGGUUACAAGCCUAAUACUGUCACAUUCAACACCAUAAUCAAUGGGUUCUGCAUCGGAGGUGAAGUUUCUGCAGCUUUAGACUUGAUGGAGCGAAUGGUGGACGCGGGACUUCAAUCUAAUGUCAUAACAUUUAACACCGUCGUCAACGGACUUUGUCUCAAGGGUAGAAUUCACGAGGCAGUAACUUUGAUUGAGCGGAUGGUAGAGAAAGGCUCUGAACCCAAUAUUGUUACAUAUAACACGAUUUUAAACGGCAUUUGCAAGCUAGGGGAUUCUGCUUUAGCUUUGAAUUUGAUCAAGAAGAUGGAGGAAAGAUGCAUGAUGGUCGACGUCGUAACUUAUACUACGAUUAUCGAUUGUCUUUGUAAAUGUGGGAAUGUGGAUGAUGCGUUGGGCGAUAUGAUCAGAAGGAAAAUCAUGCCCAAUGUUGCUACUUUUACCGGAUUAAUCGAUAAUUUCAUCAAAGAGGGGAUGUUUCUAGAGGCUAAAGAACUGUUCGAGCUGAUGCUCCAAAGAGGUUUGGUUCCAAAUACGAUCACUUAUACUUCACUUAUUUACGGGUUUUGCAUGCAAAAACGCCUUGUUGAAGCCAGACAAAUAUUUGAUUCUAUGGUUACCAAGGGAUGUUUUCUAAAUGUAGUGACAUUUGGUGCUCUCAUAAAUGGAUACUGCAAGUCUGGUAAGCUUGAUGAGGGUCUCGAGCUCUUUAGUCAGAUGUCUCGAAGAGGGGUGAUUGCUAAUAACAUAAUUUACAAUUCUCUCAUUCAAGGAUUUUGUAAGGCAGAUAACCUUGAUGGCGCCCAGACGCUUUUCUUCGAGAUGCAAUGUCAUGGUCCACAUCCCGAUCUAAUAACUUACGUGAUUUUACUUGAUGGGUUGUGUAAAAAUGGAAAGCUUGAAGAGGCAUUGGAAUUAUAUAACAAGAUGGAAAAGAAUGGGAUGAGCCUCAAUGUAUUUGUACACAAUGUUAUCAUUCAUGGGUUAUGCAUGGCUGAGAAGAUUGAUGAGGCAUUGCAGUUGUUUAAUAUGCCUUUCAGAUAA